AUGCUUAGAAUAGACAAGCCUAUUCUCCUCGUUGUUUUAUUGCAUCUGCGAGUGGCAUUCUGUAUCGACUGUGACCUCCAGUUUUGGCCUCAACUGUCUAGAUCCAAACAACUGCCCCAGGCCUACUCCAAGUCCUCACCAAACACACCCAACACACCACAACAGCCCGUGCUUCAGUCGGGGGAAACAAUGCUCUUUGUCGUGAACUGUUCUUGUUGUAAUCAGCCCGCAGAAGUCAUAAAACAGGUCUCCCCAGAUGGCCAGCCACGAGGUAACCUCUUUUAUCGAUUUUUCUCUGAAAACCGAUAUUCAACCAUCGUGAGCCGAUCGCCUAACGUUGAUCCUGUCAUACGAAGUAGAUUUGAAUCAACAGGGGACAUGUCCACGAAAUACGAGGAAUGCAAGCAUUUUCCACUAUGUGCGAUACUCUACACACCCGUGACACCGGAGCUGGCUAAUAUUCACUUCUGGGUGGAGGCCAACCUGCUUGGAAGGAGUGACAUCCGUGUGGAACUCGUGUGGAUUAAUUCUACGCCGACAGAGCAGCCUGAUGACAUACCGAUACCCUCAGCGCUGAGUGAGAAGGAGUUGAGAAAGAAGACAGCCAACAAGCGCAGGCAGUUCGAAAUAACCCUGGUUGCACAGGGCGUAAUACCGGGAGGUAAUGCUACGGCUUCACAUGUGACUAUUUUCCUAAAGCCGCAGAUAUUUUACACGGUCUUCGAUUGGGCUGUUUUCUUCAUUGCUUGCACGAUUUCCCUGUCUGCCGGAUGUAGCACAGAUCCAAGGGCUUUCCGAAAACAAUUGAAACGAGCACUGCCGAUUGGGAUUGGUCUUGUCGUCCACCUCCUCGUAACUCCAUUGAUUGGACUUGCCGCGGGCUACGCCAGUUCUCUGCCCCCAGAGAAAGCCUACGGCCUCUUUGUCACGACGACACUCCAAGUCGGCGGUGCCACGGUCGUGGUCAUUUCAAUCUCCGACUGCCACAAGCAAUUUGCCCUCGCGUUAGCUCAAAUCGCGAACGUGCUCAACCUCGCGACAUCUCCCCUAUGGAUCUACGUUGUGGGAACAUACUUGUUUAGACAACCUAUAUUCCUUCUUCGGUUUUGUGGUUUGAUCUCCCUGGUUGCGCUGGUGCAAAUUCUUGGAUUUGGCUUGCGAUGCAUUCGUCCAGCACUAGCACGAGCGGUGCUAACCUGGUUUUCACACCCAUUCCUCCUCCUAUCUGCGAUUCUCUUCAUUACAUUGGGCGUCUACAUUAACCAGUACGUGUUCCACGCACCCCAACCAAUGGCCUAUCUCCAACACGUUGGUUUGGCCCUCUUUCUCAUGGUGACAACGAGCUACACUUGUGGCUGGCUCAUAGGCCACAUACUUCAUCUCUCAGUGCUAAGAAGUAGGGCCAUAGCUAACCAAUUGUCCGUCUAUCAGGGAUUUCUCGCCAUUCCACUUCUAAGAAUUUGUAUACCUUCCCCCGAGGGCGAAUUGGCUUCUGCGAUAGCCCUGUGGACGGUCUUUCUAACACCCGUACCUCUUGUCUACAACGCAGUUCUGAAGUUCGUUAUUCGGACUGCCAAGGGAUCCUACGAGGCGUACAAGCAGAAGAUGAGAAAGCGCGGUCCAACGGCAAUGCUCUGUGCUGAUUCUCUAGCAGCCGUCGCCUUCACGUCAAUGAUACUCCCAGCGCCUACAGAGAGUAAUAAUAGGAAUACAUUCGACGGAUUGUUUGACGACGCCUCAAGCAGUACGGUAAACUCGAAUUCAGGGAGUCAAAGACGCUGCAAAAGCACGGCCAUUCACCCCACCUUUUUCAAGGAAAGUACUACCGAUUCUGAAAACAGGGAGCGCAUUCUUGACGCUCUAGCAAGAAAGGGCGGGAUUUUCGUCAGUGAGAAAAGGACUCGGAAGAAUGGAGGAAUACCAAGGACGCCUCACCACCAUCCGAGAUCUAUGGACGAUGUCUGUGGAAUUCCAGGAUCAUGGGGAGGAGGAGGAGGGGUGCUGUCACCACCACCACUACCACCACCUCCACCCUGCUCAAAGCCAUUAUUUUGA
Messenger RNA from Mesocestoides corti, 2055 nucleotides. The record is from the annotation of a GenBank genome assembly. NCBI's taxonomy places the organism in Eukaryota, Metazoa, Platyhelminthes, Cestoda, Cyclophyllidea, Mesocestoididae.